This is a messenger RNA of Staurois parvus, 351 nucleotides long. NCBI's taxonomy places the organism in Eukaryota, Metazoa, Chordata, Amphibia, Anura, Ranidae. The record is from the annotation of a GenBank genome assembly.
UGUCCCACUGGAGAGAUUUCCUUUCACUUCCUGUGCAAGAGACACAAUGGGAAAUGAAAGGAAAUCUCUUCAAAGUGAGGGAGAUUCCUAUCUUAGACAGUUGACACCCAAACAUUUGUGCCUAUUAGUUGAUUCAUUCUUAUCUCCUGCUCUGCCAACUACCAGGGGCGGACUGACAACUCAUGGGGCCCCCGGGCAAUAGGGGAUCAUGGGGCCCCUGUGUCCUUGCCCAAACUCAAAAAAGCCUAUGAAAAAGGUACCAGGGGCAUCUCAUGGGGCCCCCUACUGGCCCCGGGCCCACGGGCAGUGCCCGAAUUUCCAAAUGGUCAGUCCGCCCCUGCCAACUACUAA